AUGAGUGCUACAUUUGUGGAUGAAACUGUUAUGAAAAUCAACUUGAUUAAAGAAAUAUUGAAAGCUGCACAAGAUAGACAACAGAAGUAUUACAAUCAGAAGCACAGAUUUGUGAAAUUUCAAGUUGGUGACUUUGUGUAUGUCAAAAUCAAUCCGAUGAAAGGAGUCAGCAGAUUUGGAAGAGUGAGUAAGCUCAAUCCAAGGUAUGUUGGACCUUUUGAAAUCCUUGAAAGGAUUGAUAAAUCUGCUUACAUACUGUUACUAUCUGAUCAGAUAUCUGAUGUGCACAAUGUUUUUCACGUAUCCUCUUUGAGAAAAUGGAUAUCUGAUUCUGACAAGAAGUUGUCUGCUGAUGAGGUUGAGAUUCAGGAGAAUCUGCAGUACAAAGAAGAACCUGAAAAAAUUUUGGCCUACGAUGUUCGUAAGUUAAGAAGUAAACAGAUUCCUAUGGUUAAAGUUCAGUGGAAGCACCGAACAGCACGAGAAGCGACUUGGGAGGAGUCGGAUAUGAGGCAGUCGUAUCCAUAUCUGUUUUGA
Molecule: messenger RNA, 537 nt
Organism: Dendrobium catenatum
Lineage: Eukaryota; Viridiplantae; Streptophyta; Magnoliopsida; Asparagales; Orchidaceae
Exons: 1
Coding region: 1-537 (178 amino acids)
Source: RefSeq, a predicted model, not a curated record